AUGUCGAACAAGCACUGGGAGCAGAACAAAGAUGCCACCAUCUACGUCGGCAACCUCGACGAGCGCUUCGCCGAGGGCCUCCUCUGGGAGCUCAUGACGCAGAUGGGCCCCGUGGUCAACGUGCACAUGCCCAUGGACCGCGUCAGCCGCACCCACCAGGGCUACGGCUUCGUCGAGUUCGACACGCCCGAGUCGGCCGACUACGCCGCGCGCUGCCUCAACGGCAUCCGCGUCUACGGCAAGCCCAUCCGCGUCAACAAGGCCUCGGCCGACAAGCAGCGCGCCGCCGAGAACAUCGGCGCCGAGCUCUUCGUCAACAACCUCGACCCCCAGGUCGACGAGAAGAUCCUCUACGACACCUUUGGCCGCUUCGGCCAGCUCGUCAGCCCCCCGAGCGUCAUCCGCGACCAGAACAACGUGUCCAAGGGCUACGGCUUCGUCAGCUUCGACAGCUUCGAGGCCUCCGACACGGCCCGCGACGCCAUGAACGGCCAGUACCUGCUCAGCAAGCAGGUCACCGUCGAGUACGCCUACAAGAAGGACGGCAAGGGCGAGCGCCACGGCGACGAGGCCGAGCGCAAGCUCGCCGCCGAGGGCAAGAAGCACAACAUCGUCCCGGAGCAGCAGCCCCUGCCGCCCGCCUUCCUCAUGUCUGGCCCCGCGGCUGGCCCUCCCGGCGCCGGCGCCGCUGCCCCUCCCGCUACCGCCCCGCCUCCAGGCCCCGUCGCCCCUGGGUUCGCCCCCAGCCCGGUCGCCGGCGCUCCGCCAAUGGCAGCCGGCAUGCCUGCCGGGUUCGCCACCCCGCCGCCCGUCGCAGGAGGAGGCAUACGUCCCCCCCCGCAGCAGCCAGCGUACGGCGCCCCUCCUCCGCACAUGGCCGCUGCCGGCCGCGGCAGCGCACUGCCACCGGCCCCCUCGGGCCUGCCUGCCCGGCCGCCACCCAGUCAGGGAGGCUACAACGGGCCUCAGGACUACCACCACGCCGCCGCCGCCCCCGGAUACCGCGGCGCACCGCCCCCUCCACCAGCCAUGCCCGGCGCUCCGCCGAUGGGUGCUCCUCCCCAGGGCUUCGGCGCUCCCCCGCCACCGGGCUUUGGCGGCGCCAAUGGUGCUGCCGUGCCUCCUCCCACCGGGUACAUGCCGCCGCCUGGCUUUGGCGCCCCUCCGCCUGGCCAGGCACCUGCUGGGUUCGGUCGUCGCUGA
Thyridium curvatum is the source of this 1203-nucleotide messenger RNA. RefSeq lists its product as uncharacterized. Gene Ontology annotation, molecular function: RNA binding. Gene Ontology annotation, cellular component: nucleolus; U12-type spliceosomal complex. Bases 1 to 1203 code for a protein of 400 amino acids. Gene Ontology annotation, biological process: positive regulation of mRNA splicing, via spliceosome. The record is from RefSeq and is a predicted model, not a curated record. NCBI's taxonomy places the organism in Eukaryota, Fungi, Ascomycota, Sordariomycetes, Thyridiales, Thyridiaceae. The transcript has a single exon.